CUCCCACAUGGGCCUGUGUGAGCGGAAACGAGGAUGAGAUACAGUAACACUGGGAGCACAGGGGCCAGUCUCACUCAGGACUUGGAACUCUCACUAUGGGGAACCUGAGCUGCAUCCCCCAGCCCCACCGUCAGCUGCGUUACUCGUUCAGCAGGAAGAACUCCCUGCCAGGCAAAGAGUAAGUUAUAGGCUGGGGAUCCAGCCCUGGCACUCACAGGGUUAAUCUACAACUUUAAAUAAACUUAGAUGGGAAAAAUACUAAAAUAAAAAAAUAUAUACAUUAUAGUUUAUAGGUAAUAUAUAGACUAACAUGUUAUUGAUUUGUGUUUUUUUUAUUUAUUUAUUUUUUUAAAUGUGUUUUGUGUGUGUGUGUGUUUUAUAGCAUCACUUUAAAAUAAUAAUAUAAUUACUACUUUAAAUGUAUGUUGAUCUAUUGCCCAAAUGUGAAUUCUUUAUUAUUGACCCUAGAGAAAUGUAUAACUUUUUAUUUUUUAUUCAUUUAUUUGUCAUUUCUCUUGUUUUUUUUUUUUUUUCUAAUUCUUGAACUGAGAGUACAAUUUGAUUUGAGUUUGAAUUCUUGGGUCACGUGACACGACAGUCUAACAUUUUAGUGUUAAAGUCUUGUUUAAUUGGGGUUCUAAAUGAGUUUCAUUAGUGAUGAGUCUUAAUAAUUGACAGGUAGAGUUUCUGAACUGGUGUUUUGGUAGUGUGUACUAUAAAGGUGAAAUCUAUCAAUUCUGGUAGUUGUGUUAUGUGCUGCUCUUCUCCGAUCUUUGAAUACUUGAGAACUAAAAUCCUAAUGGCAAGAUUUAGGCAAUCACCUGAUCUGGGGGGAAAAAAUCUCCAAUUUUACUCCUAGAGUAACAGUUUGCCUAUUUUAGCCUCAAUUAUUUGUUGGCGCUAUAUAAAUAUAAUAAUAAUUUUGCAAUGUUGAAUUCUAGCUUGCUACAAUUUGCAGUUUAGUGAAACCUCUGAUACUGUAUUUGUAUGUUGGAUGUGCUGAAUAAUCUGUUUCUAGGCUUAGUUCUGCUGAUGCACCACACCUAUUGCAGAACCUCUUGGGUGAGAGAUUUUGGCAGUCCUCUAGCUGCCUGGCUGAAUUAUUGUCAUGACUGACAGAUCAGCUUUCCAAAAAAUGUUCUAACUACCGCCUUAGCUUUUCUGGGCUCUGGUGAUCAGAUGAACUUUUACAGUGGCCCAACUGACCAGUUCUGGGACUCAAAUUAUAUUGUCCUGUCCAUCUGAUCACUUUUUUUUUUCACUGUUAUUUAUUGAGGUCCUUGAUCGGUUGGAGUAUGUGACAAGACUUGAAGAUGUGAUCUGUAUAUUUAUGUAACAAUACCCAAGUUUAUUCACCAAAUGGAGAAUUGACCAUGAAAUUUUCAAAUUUUUUUUUUUUUUUUUUUUUUAAAUCAAAAUAGCUGAAUUGGAAAAAUGUAAACAGUUAAGCUUUUUAUUUAUUUACGGCUUACCCGCUUUAGGUUAAAAAGUGAAAUUCUGUGUGCAAUUUUCAUUUUAGUGAAUAAUCGCUCAGUGAUUUUCUAAAAUGACGUAUCAACAAGUAGCCCUUUCUAUUAUUGCCUGAGCUGUAUGACAGACUGAUCUAGUCUAUUGGCAAAAGAAUAGGUAACUACUUGGAAAACUCUCCUGCUGCUGUUUGAAAAGCACCAACGUGGUCUGCAGCGCUGUGCAAUGGUCAAACAAGACCUACAAGUAACUGUGACAAAACAAUUCAGGCACAAGGAAACAGUAGGUGGUAAAAGCCUUUUUAAAACAAAGUUUCAGCUGAUUGCUUGUCUGUUUCUAUUCCAAGACUGAACUUGCAUAACAAGAUAGGGCAUUUAAAAACUUUACAUGUGCUGCUGUGGUUAUUUUUUUUUCCUCCCUUGUUUAUUAUUAAAUCCCUAGGGAAUUUAAAAAAUAAAUAUAUAAUACAAAUAUAAACUUUGAGAUCACAACAAAAGGUGUUAAUGGUUUAGGAGAGGUCCUUCUUAGCUUGUGGAAGUAAUGUUUCAAGCCAUCUGGCAGUUAAAAGGUUAAUACAGAUAACCCUUUUUGCAUGCCAAAAGGUUUCUAAUUGGGUUUCAUCUGAAUUUGAAUACUGGACUACUAUACCCCAGGGGCCCUAGAGCUGCAUCCCUCCCCCACCCUUAGUUUCUGGCAGUCCCUGCAUUCAUUGUGCUAAAUUGCCCCAUAAUAAUGCAAUCACUUGUAACUGUUUACACAUACACUGGAUUGUGUUCAUACAAGGGCUGCUGGUGUAAAUGGGUUUCAAGAAAAAUUAAACAGCUUCUAUCAUUUUCACUAAGCAUUAGGGCUUAUUCCAAGUGAGUAACACAUUAGGAGAUAAUAUAAAAUAAAUGUGUCUCUUCAAUGUUCUUGUACGUAUGUGGGUGUUUUUUUUUUUUUUUUGUUUGUUUUGUUUUUGUUAGUAUAUUAAAUAGGUGGUGGUCAAUUUUAAGUUUUUUUUUUUUUUUUCCUCUCUCUCCCAUUGAGGCAUUAAACGUUUGGCAUGCAUAUAUUUCCAAGUACAAAUAUAAAAGCUUGUAAGCUCGUUUAAGCAGGGCGUUCUUUUGUAUGUCAACAUUAUUUUUAUCUGUCUGUAAAGUGCUGUGGAAAAUGUUAGAGCUAAUUAAAUGCUAAUGAUCAAACAUAGGAGAUUUUACAGACUAUAGUGAUGAUAGAAGCAUAUUUAACUUUAAAAUUAUUAUAUGGUCGCUAAGUGAAAUUUUGCAGAGAUAGCAUUCUGGCAUGCCAAGUGUGAGUAUUUUAUUCCAAAAGUAAAAUCUUAAAGCACCAGUUUGGGCACCACAACAACUUAAUCAAAAUGAAGUUGAUAUGGUGCCAUGGGGUCCCUGGCGCAGCCUCGCCUUCAGAGGUUAAACCGUUCAUCAACUGUUUAACUCGAAAGUCUGUGUUACAACGCUAGAUUGCUUUGCCUCCUGUCCUUCCGCUUUCUGAAAGCCUACAUAAAGUGUACAGCGCUACGGAAUCUGAUGGCGCUAUAUAAAUAAUACAAUAAUAAUCAUAAAGGAAGGAUUGGCCAGGGGGUUCCCCUGAUUGGCUUAGAACGGUCAGCUGGCGCUCUAAGCUGAUCAGCAUCGCGCCAACCCAAUGAUGCCUGAUCCUUCCAUUUUUAUAUAGGAUUUCAGAAAACUUAAGGACAGAGAAUUUUGCUCUGUAACACAGAUUUUGGGGUUAACAAGUUUGUCAUUAGUUUACCCCCUAAAGGUGAGGCAGCGCCAGGGACCUUCUGGCACUAUAACAACUUAAAGAUGAACUGGUUAUGGUGCCCAAACUGGUACUUUAACCAUUGCUUUCUUUCUCUAGAAUUUAUAUCUUAUUUUUUUUUGUUUUUUAUAUUAUAUCUACCGACUCUACUGGGAGGCAGUUGCAUAUCACUACCACUAUUUUUAAACCACUAAAAAUAAAUAAUAAAAAAAAUCUUCCAAAUUAAGACGAUGACUUACAGAAGUUAACUUCUGGGUAUUUCUUUGCCAGUGGAGAGUGAGAGGUUUCCCUUUUUUGACAUAUUUAACAAGGAGUUUGAGGCGACUUCGGUAUGAAAUUCUGUCCAAUAAGCAGGGCACUGUUGCAUACCAUUGCAAGCAGUGAAUUGGAGAUCUUUUUGCUUGUCUGAUUAUGUGUCUGGGAAUCAACUCUGCCCAACAAAUGAUGGCUUAAAGAACCAACCCUGUUGGAAUUUCGUGAUAUUUGUAUUGCCAGGCAGGACUAAAACAUUCUUAUCUAGACUUGUUCAGUCUGACCUAUCUGUUUACUUUGUAUCAUUAAAUAGCCCCUGUAAUCUUUCCCUGUCUGUUAAAAAUGCCUGGUGCUGUAUAUUAAACCUGUCAAUGUGCAUGUGCCCUUGUAAUAAAAUUUGGUAUAUUUCAGCAUUAUUAUAUAUCGUUCCAAGAUUGGGCCUAAACACAUUCAAAGCUCCCUGGAUACUGGUAUAAUUAAACCAGGCACAAUACAUCAGUUUAGUUUUGUAACUUUUUUUUUCUGUAUUGAUAAUUCAUUUCAUGUUUUCUUACAUCAUGUUGUGCCCAAAUAAUUGAACAGUGUGUUUUAACCCCUUAAGGACACAUGACAUGUGACAUGUCAUGAUUUCCUUUUAUUCCAGAAGUUUGGUCCUUAAGGGGUUAAAUAAUGUGACCCUUAAAGGGCUAUUGCAAAAGAUUGCUUUAGAGAUUAGAUUAUGCAUUAUAACAUUCACAAGGUUUGUAGUGUCACUUGUUAUCAAAUAAUUUUUUCUGUUUUGCUUGACUUUUUAAAUUAAAUAUGGAAAUAAAUCUGCAAAACUGGACUCAUGGAAGCAGCCAUUUUGGACUUCCUAGCAGAAUGAAGCUGACUAUGUUUGCUGACCAUUGUCUUGUCAUUUUAUUAGCAAUAUUAUGAUAAAAUUUCCUACAGCAUUGCUUAUAAUUAGAUGUAAUUAAUUAGGCAAUUCUAGUCUUCAAUAUUGCUUGUCAUAGUGAAGGCAAUUUUUAUUUUAUUUUUCACAAACCAUUAAAUGAACUCAACUAAUUUCCAUGCAGCACAUCUCCCAAUUUUUUUUUAAGUUUUAGGGGGACAAUAACUAAUAAAGGAAUGGGUAGUUUAGUAUCUCCUCAUAUAAACAUCUCUUUUAAAGCGUUUAACCUCCUGUAUUGCUCGUGGUGUCAAUAUGACAUCUCAUAACAAACAUCUCACGACAAAUGCUUGUGUGCAGCUAGCGAUGAAAGGAUUGUGUGCAAAGCAUUUCAUCACCCUGUCUUUUUGUAGGCAAGACAGCAGAACUAAGUGGACAUAUUUGUUUGGGAAUGAAAGUGGCGUUGGAAGAGUGACAAAUUCGGACAACAUUCUGCACUACAUCCCAGGGAAGGUAAGAAACCGUGGCCGUCCAUUAUUUAUAUAUACGUAUUAAAGUUGUUUGUUUUGUAAUUGUCAGAAAUAUAAUUUUUAAAUAAUUUGUGUCUCCAAGCUAAGAUGAUGUUAAAGUACUUCAAGUCUUUGUUUUUAGUAAAGAAAUCAACUUAGUCUUACAGUCUCUGCGUGAAUACAUGUAUAAUUGUACUUUAAUUAUCUGUGUAAGGGAAUGGAUUGUCUGGAUGUAAAUGGAUAAAUAUCUAAAAAUGUGCGCAUGCAAGAGAAGCGUAUUUUAAAAAAUAAUAUAAAAUAUAUAUAUAUUUUUUUUUUAAAAAGUGCAUAAAAAAAAAAAACUCUUUGGGAGUUAUAUGAAGCAAUGCAUAGUCUGGCGAUUUGGGAAGGAAAGUGUUAACCGUGGCUCUGGAUUCUGUUAUCUUGCAUGUGCAUACCCAUCUAUGCCUGGAAUUUGGGAUAGGCCCUCAGUAUUCCUUGUUACUCUAUAUUACUCAGAGACAGCCUGCUUGGACUAAGGGGGUCGUCUUGUAACAACUUUCCUUUUUAGACGGCUGAGUUUAGGUUUGUUACAAUGCAUAGUUACCAGUAUUUACCAGUAUUUACUGCGUCUGGCAGUGAAGCCAUUUUUUGAAGGUUAUGGUGGAAUGCUUGUAAAAUAGAAUCAGAUUUCAUUGGCUGUCAGUCUCUGCAUCCUUCACCAAUUGGCUGUCGAUUGGUAGUCGCACACUGAAGCUGUCUGAACUGAAACCGUAAUUUGUGUUGACAGUUGCUUGUAUAAAUUGUGUUUAUAGAGGUCACCGCUACUUAUAUUAGGUGAACUUUCCUAUAGAUUUUGUUACUGUGAAAAAAAGUUGCAUAUGUAUCCACGCCCUCAGGCAGGGGCGUCUAACCUUGUCCUCUAGGACUGUUGGGAUAUAUUUCUAUUGAUUGUCACCGAAGUAUGGGAAUCCUGUUACUAGAUGUAAGGGCGAGGCUCAACACCCCUGUUCUAAAAGAAAGGUUAACAUCGGUGAAACGCUAUUAAAAUCAGAACUGGUAUAGUUUGGAUAUUAUGCGCAAUUAAGAAAUGUGUAACAUUAAUUUCACCUAUUUUAUCUUUUUUUUUUUUUUUUUUUGCCAAAACAUUGGGGCUGAAAACUGGUCAGACUAGAUGGGCCAAAUGUUUUCUUACUUGCCGUCACAUUCUAUGUUUCUAUGAGAAUCCUGUAUUUAUGUAUCAUAACUAUCAAGAAAUUCUAGAAAUGUAUAAUUUUGUUAUUCUCUGGAGCUUUUCUUUUUAUCAUAAAUAAAUUACCGUAGAUCACCUUUUAUUAUAACUUACUCAAAUUCCUCAUAUCUGAUUCAGCUUCCUCUUUUUGUUCAAAAACAUCAAGGGGGAUUUUCUUAGGACAGAGCAGGUGAGACUGUGUUUUCAGCAGUAAUGUGUAUUUUGCAAUCUAGGAAUUGUAUAGUGGAAAGAAUGCAGAGAUAGAAAUAUUGGAACAGGUUUAUUGCGGAAGCAGUUUAAGGACUAAAGGUUUUUUUUUUUAUUUAAUUUUUUUGUUAUAACCUUUAUCACUUUUAAAGGACCACUAUAGUGCCCUGAGGGUGCUCCCGCCAGGCUGGAUGGCGAGGAAAGGGUUAAAUCUUACAUUUUUUUUCCAGCGCCGGGCGGGGAGCUCUCGUCCUCUUCGGCUGAAUGUGCAUGAGCGGCAUGAGCUGCGUGCGCAUUCAGCCAGUCUGAUAGGAAAGCAUUCAUAAUGCUUUCCUAUGGAUGCUGGCGUCUUCUCACUGUGAUUUUCUCACUAGAGGUUUUAGAGGCCGGAUUAAUCCAUUUAUAAACCUGCUAUGUUUAUUUAAAAAAAAAAAAAAAAAAGGGGUUAAUCCUAGAGGGACCUGGCACCUAGACCACUUCAUUAAGCUGAGGUGGUCUGGGUGCCUAGAGUGGUCCUUUAAGGAUAAAGGGGUUUAUUCACCUAACUGUAAGUUAUGAUAAACUGUGUUCAAUAUAAAGACAAAAUAUAGGCUACUUUGGUCUAAAUUUUGUUCAGCCCAUCACCAUGUGCUUAUGGAUAUAUUCACUAUAUCAGCCACUUACAAGAGGUUUGUAAACUUUGUCAUAUGUGCAAGCCUACUUUUGGCAACAUUGACCAAAAAGCUGGACCUUCAAAUGACUUUUACAAGUCACAUCUUGUGGUUCUUGCAUGCGCGAGAGUACAUCAGUGAUGCCUGUCACCAGGAGCAGAAAAGGACCGGAAGUAAGGACACACCGUAUCCGCAACAAGUUCAGGUAAGUAAAUCUUACCUCACCAGCCACCAACAAAGUCCCCAGAUGGUGAAAUUGCCACUUUAAUUGUUUUAGGCUACUUGUCAGAGUUUAAAAAGGCUAUUAAAUUUGCUUAUAAUCCAGCACUGAGACAGAUCCCUUUCUGAAAUCCCAACUAUCUACAGUGAAUCUUUAAGCUUAGUUAUAACUUUUGUUCAAUCAAAUGAUUGAUUCUUUUUUUUAAUAGGGAAGCAUUGGGGACACAUGCGCGGCAAUUGUCACAAGCUACCGAAGCACUGACUGUGCACCUAGUGUCCAACAUUGACAUACUUUGCAUGCAACACCAGACGCAAAAUAGAUUCAAUUAUUGAAUCUAAUUUUGUCCAAAACCCCUGUAUGUAGUGACUUUGGUGCCAAGACUGUUCCUUAAAUUAUCUCUGUGUAUUUAGGAAAAGUUAUACGCCUUUUAAUUAUGCAAAAACUAAAAAUAAAAGAUUUUGGUUCUACUGAUAUUCCUACAGUCUCUCGAUUUUAAAUUGUAACUUAUUAGUCUUUUAUUAUUUUUAAAUUAUGUGGACCAGCAACAUUACGCUGAAUUGAUAUUUACUGGUGGUAGUUGAGGUAUACAAAUUCAUUGGCAGUGUUUAUUGUAUUAGAAUAAAACAAGAGCGCAUAAUGGGCUAUUUAACUAAUCGGGGGUUGGGGGGGGGGGGGAGGAAUUCCCCGGGCUGGUUUCUGUAUGACUCACCCAGUCCUCUUUUUAAGACCAUAUAUCUCAGCAGAGCAGGUUGCAACACAUACCUGUGAUGACCUGGCUGUCUGAAAACAUGGCCGUAUUGGUGAUGAGCGUUUACUACAGCACCUUUACCAUAUACCUGACUGCUUCUGUUAGUAGUCUGUAACACAAUCACAGUCUGCAGAAGCUAAAAUGGAAUUUGUCAGAUUAUGUUUUAAUUGACGAGGGUCUCCAUUCACAAUGGGUGGGUUCCCAUUAUGAGAAUGUAGUGUUCAACAAUUACAGGGCUCAAGUUGGCCUGUUGGGUUUGUAAAUGUUUGGAUACUUGGACCGCUUACUACACGGCAGCCACAAAACACACGUACGUGUGUUGACAGAGAUUAUCUGCACACAUUCCUGCAGUGUCUGAACCAGACUAGUGAGUUUAUCAUUAAUGAAGGACACUCCUAUCUUUAUUUAAAAUUAAAAGCCAAUUAUCCCAGGUAGUGAUGAUCAUAAACCUGUUUGUCAUUAUGCAAUGUAUAGAUAGGGUUGGGUGUUUGUAAUCAUCCUGGCUUCGUGGGACAUCUCAUCAGGCACGCAGAUUUUAUUUUGUAGUGCAGGAAAAGCUGUUUAGUCAUAUGUUCUGGGAAGGAGGGGCGUGGGAACCUAAAAUUUGGGGUUUUUCAGUUCUUCCUUUGUGCUUUACGGAUCUGUCGCAUUACAGAGAAAAAUCCCAAAUUCAGUGUGUGUACCCUGAACCUUUAGGGAUCAUUUAAUUUCUGAUAAAAGCAAAAUCCCAAGAUCCCUGCCCCCCUCCCCAUCAUUCCAGGAAAUUAAGCAGAACAUUGGUAAUCCCUUAAUUUGUGUGUUCAAAGUGACUUUGCUUCUUUCGUAUUUAGUUCUCAAGUGAUCCCGAUUAUUCUAUUACAUGGCAAGCUGCUACAAAUCAUUUCAGUAUUAAAAAAAAAUCAAAAUCAAAAAUUCCCAUUUAAAUUUAAAAGUAGGCCAAAUGGAAGAGGCAAACGUUUAGAUUUUGGUCAGCAGUGUGAUAAGACAAUAAGUGUGAUCUCUUUAGGGAAAAAAAAAUUAUUUUAUUUGAUGUCAAGGUUGAUUGGAAUUCAAGCUGUUUUGCUACAAAACCCAUUGUUUGCUGUGCUCUGCUUGGUGGCUCCGAAACGACUGGCUUAAACGUGUUAAAAGGACAAUUUCCCUUGUCUCCUUGCCUCACACUUGGUGGCAAGUGUUAGACAGGAUCUGAUGCACUCAGUUCUUUUAACAUUCUGUGUUUAAAAUGGUUGGUAUACAUAAUUAGUGAAAACUGAGGAAAUCCUAGGGAAAAACUCAUUGCUCCUAUUAAACAAAAAGGAAGGAGUCCUUUUUAAGCUAAUGCGUAAAUCCACCUUUAACCUCACUUAAAUACAAUCCUUACAUUAGCACCUAUUUACUGCUCUUAGCAGACUAGGCCAAGAAUGGAAGAUCUAAAAUGAGGAGCCCAUAAGAUUAUCCAGGUGAAUAACGUGGGGGUUUAAUAAACGUGGACCACUUUGUGUAACCUCUUAAUAUCCCAUGUUUGGUCACAAAAUAGGGAAAUAAUCAGCUACCAUGAUCUAAAAGCCCACUUUAUCCUUUACAAUACAGUAUGCAUUUAAAUACAUACAAAUAAUGACCAGUGUGUAAAGAGAAUUAAUAACAAGGAAUGGAAGGAAAAUUAGUAAAUAUGGGUAUUUUCCUACCGUAGAAAAUCCCCUGCUGUGAUGUUAUUCAUCUCAUGACAUAGGAUGUUCUCUAUCCCAUUUAUUUAUUUAUAAAAUAUUUUACCAGGAUGGAUACAUUGAGAUUUCUCUAAUUUUUCAAAUAUGUCCUGGGCCUAGACUGACGACGAAUGCUGGUCCUGUGUCUUGGCAAACUAUAAUUCUAAUGUGGUGUGUGUGUGUGUGUGUGUGUGUAUAUAAAAGCUUAGACUUUAAAAAGCAUGCAAAUCAAAGCUAUAAAUUCAUAUAUAUUGUAAAUACAGAAAGUUUAUUAAAAAGAUGCACUAUAAAUGCUUCAUUUUAUUGAAGUGCUUAUAGUGUCUGGAGUCCCUAGUGCCAUCCAUCAUUUCAACCUAAAACCAGUUUUAAUGUUUUAGUGAUAAACAAGAGUUCCCAACCCCUCAGUGCUGUUUGGACUAGUGAGGAAGCAUUAUCUUGAGGGCAGCUGUGAUUGGCUGAGCGUGUCAGCUGACUUCUUUCACCCUAUCACAGCACCCAUUGCUGGUAUGGAUGUCUAUGGUUACAAGGAAGUGUGUAAGCUCUGCCUUAGCCACACCUCCAGUGGGGGUCGGACUCUGUGAAGCCAGGGACUCUUAUUGCUUGAAAAACAUUAAACGCUGAAUGGAGGGACAGUACCUGGAUCUCCAGGCACUAUAACUCAUUUAAUGAGAUGAAAUGGGUUUUGGUGCCUAUAGUGUAACUUUAAGACAAAUCAUUACAAAACAUAAAGUUUUCUAAAAGAUUACCUAACGAAAAUAAACUCUUGGCAUCUUUUUUUUUAUUUUUUUUUUCUGUCCCCAGCAAGGGACUGUAAGAAAACCGCUCAUUAUUCCCUGGUCUCCGUGUAUUCAUACAGUGCUGUCUUCAAAGUCCAUUCAUCCUAUUGAAUGUUAAGCCAGCAAUGUAGCCAUGCUGUGUGUUUAAAUCCCCAUUUUACAGUGUCCUAUGACAUUGCUUUCAGCGUGAAGGACAUUCUUGGGUGGAGAGGGCUAUCCUUUUUCCUAAUUCAGCAUUCCAACUUUCUAUCCAGUAAGUCCACUGGCUGCUGCCAAGAUUUGAUUCAAAUAUAGGACACCUGCAAUUUAAAGGCAAGAAUCCCCCAAGAACCCACGGUAUAAUUUUUAUAAUUGCAGUGUGUCAUGUUGGGGUGUGCUCCCAUCACCCCAGUUGCAGCUAUUAAUAUACUAUACAAGUGUGCCUCCACUCACAUACCUCGAGUGGCAUUUGUUUCCUUUUUCACCCUUCACCCUCUCUGUAAUGUAUUUAUAAUUACUGUGAAAUAUUUGCACCCAAGUAUUAAAGUGGCGCGCUGUACUAUAACAUUCUGCCUCAUUAUAGUGAUUGAUUAUUUAAUCAGAAGUUCCGUGCUAGUCAAUGCUGUUCCCUUUACACUGUUGUUGACGCCGUCAUACAAUAUCGAUCUAAUGACGAACAUCCACGUGUGACCAAAGAUGUUUCAAUACCCCCCCAGAUGUGUUGAGUCACUCACGUUUUUAUCGGGUGAUAAUUCACAAGCAAACACUUUUGCUGACCUAUACAGGAUUAACUCAAGUAUUGAGUUUAGAUAUUGUCCAAUUAACAGGGCGUGUGUGUGUUAUCUGCUAAAAAUGACAUGACUAAACCUAACUUAAUGUAACCGAAAUUGUGCCAUUUAACAUAUCAAUACAUUUAUGUACAAGCAUACGUAAAAUGACUGCUUGUGUUUAACAAAACAUUAGAAAGUUGCUAAAUAAAGUGCAAAUGACUGUUCCUAAAAUUGCAGCUUUUACCUACAAGUACAUUAAAAGAAUUCUAUUCUUGAAAACACCCCAAAUUACUUUUACAUUCCCCCAAAUCAUUGCUGUGUGGCUCGAUCACAACUGCACUUCUAAUCUCGUCGCCCACUUUCUUUACAUUUCAUGUUUAGAUGUGAAAUUGACCUACAUAGCAAUGGCCAUAGUAUGAAAUAAUAUUUAAAAACUUUAAAUUACUAAAGGACUUUAGGCACGUACCCACUUGUUUAGUGUUAAUAUUUUUUCUGUUACUCAUUGGUUAUGUUGAAGUGUGAUUUGUGUUGGAUCCAGGGUUUGUCUUUGAGUUUAUAUGCUGUUUGCAAAGAACAAUUUAGCUCAGAGCAUUUGUGUAAAGCUCAAAGCUCCCUCUAUUUAUAACUUUUAGGCUUUUGUGCGUCCUCAAACAUUAAAUGCCUGUGUACCUUGCUAAUCUGGUAACAUUUUGACAACAAUCUGUCUGUGAUCUGUCUAGGGAUUAGCCGAGGUCACACAUUACAGAUUGUAGGUGUGGAGGGAUGGUGGGAAUCUGUUCUGAAAAUGCACGCUUUCGUGAUCAACGUUAAAUAAAGCAGUAUACCUAUGUGGGUUCUAUAUUUGUGUAGGAAACACUCAACUUAACCAUAAUUGGACGUUCAAGCACAUCUGGAUCUUCAGUUUCAGUACAACCGUGGACAAUGUGAUGGUUAUUAAAGAAAGCCUAUAAUCCCUCUGCCUCGCAGAAACCGAUACUUCAGAUCUUUUUUUUGUAGAAAAUGAGGCGCGUUAACGGGUUAGCAGGAUUCAAUAAAUACUGAGCCGGAAGUUCCUUCAAUCGGGAUUUCUGCAGUAUCUGCUAAUUUUACAUGCAACCAGAUAUAGGAUCUGUAAUAUGAACAAGUCUCGCUAGAAGUGCCUUUUUAGUUUUCCAAAGAACCCACCUGCCAGCCUCUGGAAUUAGUGUGUCAAUGUUCAGCUUAAAUCUGAAAGGCAUCCUUUGGGUAAUAGCAGGACCUUCUUAAACUUGGCUUCUGUGUUUGAGAUAUUUCUUAAAUACUGUUGUAACACUUCCAAAACUAUUCAUGCAUAAUUUGUUUUAGCAGGUGUUCCUUUAAAUUCGUGAUGGGGUAUACGACUAUGCAUUAGAAUGAAGUGUUUGCAGAUUUUCCGAUUUGUUUCCAUCCGGUUAUUAAAAGAAAAUUGGUGACCUGUAGUUUUUGUCUUUUGUUCAACACAGUAGUACUUCACACCCAUGUUGGUAUCCAAAAUUAGGUUUCCAGUGGUUGAAGCCAGUAUGUCCUCUUCAUUGAGUUAAAUAAACUGUCUACAAUACAUUAGUUACUGUGCAAUGCAAACCAGUUGUGAUUCAAGUGUGUACAUAUGUGACAUGAAUGUAAUUUUUGUUAAAUUAAAUGUACUGGAUAUGACCUGACAUAAAUAGGUUGUCAAGCUAAUACCAGAGCAUUUGAGUCCUUGUUCAGAACAUUUAAAAGCAUUUGCAGAACUUGUGGCUGGGCUGCUGGUACCGGGGAGAACCUUGUUUGUGUCAAGUUGCUUGAAAAACGUUUAACACAGAACAGGGAGGCAAUGCCAUUGCCAUGCUAACAUCAUAACCACAACAGCAGGCAGUAGUGGUUAUAGUACAAAGGUGGUGUCCAUUAUAUUUUAAAGUUCUGCCACUUGAGUGGGUUCAUGGAAAGCAAAUACGCAGAACUCUUAAAGAAAAACUGUAUUUCACUAGUGGCAUUUUCUGAUUUAUUGAUCCACUUGAAAGCUGUAUAGAUUGCAUUGAAAUUAAAAGUAUAUUUUGACACCUACAUAGUAGAGUUGUAUCCAGAAACCAAGAUGGGUAAGGUAAAUGUGAACAAAAAGUGCUAAUGUCUUCUUCAGAUCUGUGAAUUUGGGGAUUGGCUUUUAGCAUGGUAUUACAAUUUACUCAUUUAUUUUGUUUAUGGAACAGUCUUUAAUCCCAUCGAUCUGGUAGCCAAAACCUGUACCGGCUUCUCAAAAUAUCCUCAUCCAUUACUCAUUUAUGCAGUGUAACUUUUUUUUUUUUUUUCCCUGAACAGGACAUUGGAAAUCAUGAUGUACAAAAGGACAACGUGGACCAAAGAUUUCUCAGCAUUUUCCGUAAGGGGAAGAAAAAAACGAUUGUCCGGAAUAUGGGGCAAAUGAUUCAUUACUCCAAAGUUAAAUUCCGCUUCCAGCACAGCCAGGUAAUUUUACUAAAAGCUACAUGAGAACCAGGAGUAUCAAACUGGGCAUUGUCAGCAGAAAUAUUUCCAAGUACAGUACUUGGGGAAAAAACAGUCUUUAUCUUGUAUUGAUCAUGGAGUAUGAUUAAUGGCUUGUGUGGACUUCCUGUGGGCACAUACAGCACUCCUCACCAUAAGGCACUGUAAAGUCACGUUUCCACUACCUGUAGAAUGAUGGGAAUUAAUACACUUGGUCUUAAAGGAUAACAACUGAAUCACCUGCAAGUGAUGUGUAUAUAUCCCUUCUAAUUUGGCUUAAAACUUUUUUUGGUGGGUACCCUGCAAUAAACUAAACCACCAUCCAUUGCAGAGGUAAGAAGGGUUAAAUCAAAAGUUAGCUGUUGAUAUCAGGCUUUCCUGUAAAGAGUCCAAGCAUUGCCCCUCCCGUCUUCACCUGUGACAUCCACACCUCUACAAUGUGUGACUCAUUUCCCAUUGCAGCCUGGACUCUGAGCUUGUGUCUGGCUGAUAAGGUUUUCUGUCUACCUGGAAGGUAUCACUAAUGCGUUCACUGCCAAGAGGUGGUUGCGUUGUGUUCUUGCCCCGUCACCCAAACAGUUAUUUCUCGCCAGCUGGAGUAAUAUUUACUUUCUUGGUCUUGUCGACUGAGUGACCUGUGUUCGUUAUAGAGAGAAUAUUCCCAAUCUACGGUAACUUUGUUACAAAUAAAUGGAAUACUGCACUGUCUGACACCAGGCGAGUUAACUGGUGAAAGACUUGGCAUGUGCCAUGAUUAGACUUGUGGGUACAGCAUGAAAUGUCAUGUGACAUUGCUGUCAUUUUAAUCUGUAUUGCUGCUCUGAGCAGAUAAAAACUGGUGGGAUUCCUAAAAAUAAUGAAAUAAAACAUGUUUGCUCAGUAUCAUCCGACUGCCUCUAAACCUCUUCAAACUGUUGAAGAAAUCACCGAAGUAAAACGUAACUAUUAUUAAUUAUUUCUGUCUGAGCGCUUUAGUCUGAAUCCUGUCUCCUAACCUUUGUCCUAGUUCAGGCAGUUUCAUAUUGAUUCCAAACCAACCGUUGCAAUGAUGUUCUUUUGUUAAUGGUGGGAGCUGGUGUUUACGGAAUAUCAGGCCGGUCUUGCUUGGGGGGAUUUUCUCGUUCAAAUAUUUUAUUUAUAUAUUUUUCUGUUGCAGGAUGUCAAUGACUGUUAUUUGGAGUUGUUCCAGUCAUACCUGUAUUUCCAGUCUCGCGGGCCCACUGGCUUGACCUAUCAGGUGGGUGUAUUAUUUAUUUAUUUAUUUUUGCCUCUUUCCUAUUCAUAGAUCUUCUUGCAAUCCUUUGUUAAAGUGUCAUGUCUAGUCUGUCACCGUAUGGGAGGAGGGGAGAGGAGAUGUUUCAUACUCACAACUUCCUAAGAACAUGAUACAAUGUGAUUUCACGUCAAUCCGAGUCAGAGCAACAUUACUCUGAUAGGUUUGUUUUGGACCUCUCAUAUACCUUCAAUUGUGUGUGUUUUUAUUACCUAUAAUUUAUUAUCCCAUCCACGUAUACACAUGCUUGAUGAUAUCUGAAUGCCACAAUGGUGAAAUACACUAAAAAUCACUGUACACAUCCACAUGACUUGAUAUUAGAUUGUUUAAUGCAGGUCUAUUCAUGGUGUCUGCUGUAUUGUCCAUUUUUUAUUUUCUGUUCUCACCAUUAUCUUUACUUACUUUAUCCCAGUGAUAACCUAAGAUAAUACUAGAUUAGACAGAUCCUUUUGAAAGAUGACCUGCUGUGUUUCCCCAGCUAUAAAGGAGUUUUCCUAACUCCAGUCUGUUUUAAUGGGUUAACUAAAAUGUUUUCAGUAAGAUUGGGGCAGGAGACACACAUCCAAGGUCGCAUAGGCUUUUAUUUGGAUUUAAGACAGACCUUGUGCCUCUCGAAUCUUCAAUAUUUUCCUAUUUCUCAUGUUAAUCUCUCUGUAAAGUAUAACAUUUUAACGCAAACAAUGUAGGAUUUGGAAACUGGCAGGCAGCGAAGAAUGUAGGCGUGUGGAUAUUUUUUUAUUUUUUUUUUCUAAUCUCAAAAAAGAAAAAUUAUCUGGGAUUUUAGUUGUUUAGUUUAGAUGUUUCAUUGCGGACUUGAAUAACCAACUAACAAUUAAAUAAAAUUGUGUUUUUAUUUAUUUAUUUCUUAAUAAUGCAUAGCUCCUGUUCAUUUGAUGUUUCCUAUUGGAAAAUAAUAAAAUCUAGGCAACUGUGAUUUAGAAAUCCUCUUGUCUAAUUUGCAUCAUAUCUGAACUCCCCCCAGCAUUUAGUCUCUUUGUGGAGACUUGAAAUAACACAAACAUAAACAGACAGUGGCAAUGUUUUUCUCCAAGUGUAUUUCUGAUUAUAGUAACAAACCAGUCCAGCCUUGCACCGUGGUACAGAAAGGGUACACCCAAACCAUGGUAUCUUUUUUUUUUUUUUUUUUUUUAAUGUAGCUGAUUAAGCUCUCUCUAUAAUCUAAAUAGCCUAUUCUUUAUGAAUUUCAUCUGGACCUCCGUAACUGUAUAUCACAUUGUUACGGUUUACAGUGACCUCUUUCUUAAAUUCUACAUGCCUUUUCAAAGAAUUUAGAUUGCACCCGUCUAAAGGCUUCUGUUAUUUUGCUACAGUUCUGCUGCAUGGCUGUUUUUACUUUCAAAUCUAGUAUAAUAAGCAGUUAUUAUCUCCAAGAACAGACUCGAAAAACAGACACCAGAAAUUGCAAGCCUGCAUGUUCUCCGAUCGCUUCAAAGAAAGGGAUGCAUCUUAAACCAGACCUUCCAAUGAUACGUUAUAUUUAUUGUGGAGGUUCCCACCAUUUGCGCAGCUUAAUGAGAGUCCAGAUCUCCAGAGCUCUUAGGGCAUGACCAUUCAAUAUAUAUCACAAUUUGAUGAAGGCUGUCCAGAAAAAAAACCCCAAAGCUGUUUCAUUUUGUAAAAAAGGCUAAAAUCAUUAGCAUCAUGUUUCUCAUUAAAUGCGUUCCAUAUUUUCAAUACCUGUAUUCUAGCACAAAAAUGAAUACUUGAGGCGCUAGAGCAGGGAUAGGCAACUUUCAGCACUCCCGAUGUUGUGGACUACAUCCCCCAUAAUGCUCUUACACACAUAAUGCUGGCAAAGCAUCAUGAGAGGUGUAGUCCAAAACAUCUGCUGUGCCGAAGGUUGCCUAUGCAUGUGCUAUCUGGUAUCUGGUACAUAAUGACUCAUUGUAAAAUCCCCUUGGCCAUAACACAUUAUUAAAACUGUCCUCGAUUUAUGGCACUCUAUCCCAUAUUCUCAUACAAAAUCAGUCACAUUAUGGUUUCGCCUUAUUAUUAUUUUAUAUAGCGCCAGCAAACUCCGCAGCGCUGUACAAUGUGCUUGCACGUGAUUUGGCCCUUCACAUGUCAAACUAGUAAAAAAGCAUAUAUGCAUUUAGCACCAAUAUGUGCUCUGUGUUAAUUUUGAUUUGGUCAUUUCAUUUUGAAAGUGAUAGAAAUCAGGUGGAUAAAAAAGUGUAUGCUUAACCCCUUAAGGACCAAAAUUCUGGAAUAAAAGGGAAUCAUGACGUGUGCUUAAGAGGUUAAAGAAAGUUAGUGUUUUUUGAAAAAAAAUUUUUUUGUUGUGUAAAAAUUAGUGUUUUUUAUUUAUUUUCAACUGCUGACAAAUGCCUUUUUAAAAAAAUAAAUAAUUUGAUAAGCUUUUCAAAUGGUUUGUAAAACUUUGCAAAACUUUUGAAAUGGUUUAUCUACAAAACGUCUCAUAGACUUUAAUAAGGCAAAGCGCCAUUUAAAAUAAUAAAUAAAUUUUUUUGUCUUUGUUCUGUGUAUGUAUCUGUUGAUAUUAAUCAUCUGCUGUGUGUGUUUUUGUGUGUGCAGGGUUUGGUGCCUUUAAAAGAGCUCAGCGUGUACAAGUUAGAGAGAUCUAAAGUUCCACCCAAGCCAGAGGAAGAGCAUGCUUUCAGGAUCACAGGUAAUGUGAGGGGUGUAAAUAUUUUAAUUACUACCCGCCCCCAGACUGGGGAACCCACUUACUGCUUUAGCAGCAGGGAGGAAACUGUGUAAUAGCUGUAUACACAUAGAUACGUUCUAUCAGUCUGAUUACAUUGAUCUUCCCAUGCUCCAUUAGUUCAACUGUUUCCUUCAAACAGAGUUCUAAUUCUCUAGCCCAUUAACUGAUGUAUUUGUGUGGGUGCAGUUUAAGCUGUAUAUGUAGAGCUGGGCUGAUUCCGUGUACUAUGGAGGGGUCUAUGAGGACGAUCUGGCCAUACAAGGCUGGGUUUCAAUAAAUGGUUUUGCACUUUGGAGCACUUGGGCAAUGACCAAAUAUAAUGUAACAAAAUGCCUGAAAUUUAGUAAAAAUAUUGCAAAUAGAAAACUGGAUCACCCGUAUAAUUCCCAUGGAAACCAAUGGCAUGCCUCUGCUGAUUAUUUUCUAUUUCUUUAUUUAUUGUGAUUUUUCUGUUUUGAGAACGCCUGUUAGUCACAUAUAUGUAAAGGGACUCCAGUAACAUUGUUGAGUUUGGUACUUGUUAUUUUCUCCAUAUUUCAACUCCUAUAGGACUUAUUUUUACCUGUAAUUCUAUCUCACAUAUAGAACAGGAACACUGAUAAUGUAAACCUAGAAAUGUGUUGUUUUGUCGUCAUAUUGAUCUAGAAACCACAACCUUAGAAUUUUCCAAUCUCCUGGAUAAACAAAUACAGUUACAACAGUUUAUGGACAUCUCUUAUUUAGUAAAUUAAAUCAAUAACUCUCUUCUCCUCCAACUGUGACUACAGAUCUAAUUUUUUUUUUUUUUUUAACACCAAGCCACUCAAGUAUUUGUAAAGAGACGGCUCCAUAAAACACGGUUCAGGAUCGUUUCUCUUCUUUCUUUUCCAGGCCCUUUGCUCAACCCUCUGAUUGUUUACUGUGCAAACCAACAAGAGCUGCAGAAAUGGCUUUACCACCUGGAGAAACAGAUCCAGCUCAACGGAGGAAGCUUAGAUUCCUUUCCCACCGAAGAGGUAAUAUACUUGAUCUCCACUACUUCUAGAGCAGGCUUCCCCAAACUCCGGCCCUCCAGAUGUUGCUGAACUACAACUCCUAUGAUUCUCAGCCUAUCUGUUUCAGUCAGAGAAUCAUGGGAGUUGUAGUUCAGCAACAUCUGGAGGGCCGGAGUUUGGGGAAGCCUGUUCUAGGAGCCUCUUGUCUGACUGUUCUAUCCGUAGAGUUUUUGAUUGAAGACACAUGGCGACUAGAAUGAUCAAGACUGUCUGUUGUGUGUUCCUGUUGUGCUAGAGGUCUUCGGUAAAAUAAGCAGGGUUAUAUGAGCACCCAGCACAAUAUUCAGACAGGGACAGCUGAUCCCACCUGUUGGCUGUAGAUAUGCAGCUGUGAUUAGCACAGAGGGGGCAUACACAUAGCUCCAGCUGUCACUGUAGGCAGCAACAUAUUAUUAACACUCCAUUUGGGGUUCCCUUAAUUUUACAUCAGCAGUUCCAGUUUUCGGGAGUUGGGGGGGGAAGGGUAGGUACAAAGCAUAUUUUAUCUCAAUUGCUGUAUGGAGUAAGCAAUCCUACUUCUUAAUCUGUAUAGUUUAAUGUUUGUAAAUUCUAAUAGUUAUUAGUGAAUUUGUAUCGGCUUCUAAUUUUUUUAUUGGACCAAAGGUAUUAAAACCUUAACAUGUGGGUAACGUGUGGGUAACGUGUGUGUGUGUAUGCAUAUUGGAAUUUGCAGAGUUCUUCAUAUAACCUGUUUUGACCACAUGCGCAGCAAUUCUAAUCACAGAUGAGAUAAAAGUUGGGAUGUUCGUCUUUCUGUAAGGCAGCUCUAUUUAGCUUUUUGUAGAAACAUUGUAGCUUGUAGCUGCAUGUGGCAGCCUUGUAGUGCUAAAUAAAGAUAGCUACCAGGGGUACAAGGAUCAAGAUUCUCCCUCCUUGACUGGCAAGCGUGAAAUGCUGGAAAGCCUGUCUGUGCCCCCUCUUUCACCUUCCAUGCUCCGCUCUGCCUUUGCACUUGUGUCUCCUGAAACUUUAGAAGGAGCUGCUAUGAGAACAGACAGUCCUGAACAGCAGCAACAGCUGUGAGCAAAGCAGCUUGACUUACGCUGCCGGCUCAGGCAAUACCUUGGUUGUUGGCACAGCUGCAAAACCGUAUUGGUCACACGCCCCGAUACUUGUCCGUGCCCCCUCUCUGGGUUUGCCUGUUAAUCACUUUAUAUUCUGAGUUCUAGUCCCUAGACAGUUAAUUGACAAGGGAUUGCCAAAUCUACAUUUUUAAGUAGUCUAGAUUCUGCAAUAAAACACAUUUAGUGAGUAAGCCUGUAAUGUUGAGUUUAUUUGCUUUGCGUUUGUAAAAUUAGCUACUUUUAAUUACUUAAUUAAAGCCAACUGCUUUUUUUUUAUUUAUUUUUUUAUCUGCAACCUUAAACGGCACAAUAGCUACAAUUUAUUAAAAUAAUCUUGAUUGCUGGUGAAUGAAUCAUUUAUUUUUUUAUUUUUUUUGUUGCUCAACCCUCGACUUACCAGAGGGCUAAGCCUGACCUGGUUUGUUGUUUUAAUUGGCAUUAAGUGCCAGUUGUGGGUAAUGUCAGUACCUGUAUAGAGAAUGCUCAUGUAGUAACUUGAAUUGCUAUGAUAUCAUGUUCUGGAAAUAUGCAAGCUGUAUUACAGAUCAUCGGCACACAAUUAUUAUUAUUGUUUUUAUUAUUGUACUGUGUGUGUAUACAAGUAUUUAUGUUACGGUUUUAUUUAUCUCUUUCCUAUAAAGGUGAUCAAUACCAGCAAUUUGGAGAAGUCGGAGCUCAGGAAAUCUGUUGAGAGCCAACCUGUGCAUGACUGGCAAGGGACUCAGAGGGAAUCUCUGGGACCCAUCGCAUGCAUCUCCAAAGUCAAGCUUCAGACCCUGCCAUUCCAGGUUAGUGCAUCCCUUGUCCAUGAGUCUGUUUUCUCACUCGGUCAUUAUAGAACUGGCUACGAUCCUGUAAUACCACAACAGCUUCUUAUUCAUGCAGCUUUGUUGGGUCCAGGAAUAAAAUGGAUGACGUUUGUCUCGCUAUGCGAUCAAAACCUUGUUUGUUUAUUCCUUGACCCAAUAAAGCUGCAUAAAUACUAAUAAUACUUCCUUAUUAGCCAAAGCAACACAGAGGGGAUGCUCUGCAGGAGACUCUUGUUUAACAUUAAAACAUUAAAAACUGUUUAAUGCUGAAUGAAAUGAUGGUACCAGGGACUCCAGACACUAUAACCAGUUUACUGAAAUGAAGCAGAUGCAGUGCUUAAGGUGUCCCUUUGAUCUCCGUUUUAUUAUCUGUAGAAAAAGUGUAAUUUUUACAAUGCUCUCUAGCGCCCUCUAAUGCCUGUAAUUUCUGCAGGAGCUGAAUGAAAGGCUACUGGUCCUUUACCCGUCCACGCUGGUCAUACUUUCUGAGGAUGGAAAAAAUCUUUGCUUCAAGGUAUGGAUUGUGUUAUGUCCAUUAUUGACUUCAAUUGCUAAAAUGUGUCAUGUCUAUAGUGAUUUAGUCAGAGUAUCCAAUGAUCUGUUUACUGUGGACCAUGGAACAUCUCGUCCACAAUGGCUGGAGUACUAGAGUUGGCUAUUACUCAUGUAGUUUACAGAGAUGGUUUAGAGUUUAAUACGCCAUUGUUACACUGAGCAGGGAGUGUGCAGAUUUGGCUUUCCAGCUGUUGUGUUAAAAAUCUCAUAAUUCUCUGGCAGUCAUUGUCUGCUUAAGAAUUCUUAAAUGUUUUCAUUCAGCUAUUUGAAGGACAGAGUCUAGACAACUACGUUUUUGAUUUGUGAAGUACAAAAAAAAGACAGGAUUAACCCUCCCCUCUCCCCAAUACUAUUGCUCUUCAGUUUCUUACAAGUCUCCAGUAUAUUUUAACCAACUGCACACCUGUAACAGGUGCUAAAACAAAACAAAAAUAAUUUGGGAUGUAGUGUUUUUUUUUUUUUUUUCUUUUCUUUGUUUUAUCAUUAUUUAUAAAGCACCAACAUGGUCUGCGGCAUUGUAUAACAAUUAGAAAAUGUUUGCAAAUUAGACAUUACCAUAUUUUACUUGAUUACAUAUGAUUUCACUAUAAUAGGACGUUGCUUGAACAUUUUUGACCCUUCUGGCUGUGAAGGUGUUAACGGAAAGGUCUUAUUCCUGUUAAUAUGCUGAAGUAUAGAUAAUGAUAGCUAACCUGCACAGUGUAAUCUGGCAAAUAUGAGAUAAGAAUCAUUCUCUGUGCAAAUAAAAGCAGGUUCUUAUCUCUGAUAAGUAGCAUAGGUAUGUGGUUAUUUUUUUUUAAAAUUUUUUUUUUUGCAAUCUUUACAAGUAUUCCCAUUUACUGUGAUUAGAACCCAAAAAUGAACCUAGAAAUAGGACUUCAGAUAGGAAUGGUAUUUAGCCUUGAAAUAUUCUUUGUUUUUUAAAGAUCCAGAUCAGAUACAAUCUACUGGCGGGUAGAGAAGUUGCGAACCGUCCGCGAACUUCUCGCGAACGGUUCGCCGCGAACUCAGGUCAGCUGACACAUCCCGGCCAAUCUCCAGCAGACCCUCCUACUUCCUGGACAGCAUCCAUGUUGAAGGCAGCUUCAACAUGGAUGCUGUCCAGGAGGUGGGAGGGUCUGCUGGAGAUUGGCCGGGAUGUGUCAGCUGACCGGAGUUCGCCGCGAACGGUUCGUGGUGAACCGUUCGCGAGAAGUUCGCGGACGGUUCGCGACAUCUCUACUGGUGGGUUUAGGAUACCACACUGAUUGUAACAACUGUUCCAACAACUUAAUGACUGACUGAUUUUAAGUUUCAAAAUAUAUUCCCGCCUUCCUCCUUUAACUCAUUAGGCUAGUGGCAAAGCUGUAAUGACCCCUACCACCUCCCUCGCUUUCACCAGUUAAAGUGGAACUGUCACUUUUGAAUUUUUCACAAAGAUAGAAUGUUUCUGAAAAAUUCCUAAAGGUCGUGUUGGAAUUUUAUUGGAAUUCCAGCACCAUAAAAACAUGUACAUGAGGCCAAGUAAGGACUGCUUUGUCUUAUGUGGGAGACAGUUAUUCGUACAAUGUGGUGGAGAACAAAUUGCCUCUAUGUGCUGUUUAUUCCCAUUCGCCAUCACUCGCAGUAUUCGCAUAUUCAGUGCGCAAUAGCUGCAUAUGAAAACCUGGAUGAAAAUUAUUCCAACACCAAGAGGUAAAUCUAGUUUCACAAUUCUGAUUUCAAUACAUUAUAAAUCACUGGUUAGUGAAUUAACCCCACCUUGUAUGGGCCAAGGAUAAUGAUCAACCCACCGCAAACAAAAAAAAAUAAAACUUUUCUAGCUGGGUCUCUGAUCUGUUCAGGACACUGAAUUGAAUGUUUUGAGUUAUAUUUUUACUUAUAUUCACUUUGUAUGUAAUGUUUUGUAAGUAAAACAUUGCUGCAAUAUCAUAGCUGUAAAUAGCAGUUUAUUUUUUAUUUUUUGUUAAAUUAAUUUUUUUUGCAAUGUUGAGUUCAUUGUCCGUUCCAAUAGUUGGUAUCCUAUAAUACGUGGUUACAUUUUAUUGCUUUUUAAAUCAGUGCACCUUUUGACAUUCUAUAAUUCCGGUCUGUAUGCGAUGGAUCAGAUAAGAGGUUUGCGUAUAUACCUUUUAUAUUCAGAGGAACCUGUUGUGAGUCACUAUGAGUGAUCAACAUAAGACUCACAACACAGGGAGGGGUGUGCCUGGGAACAGGAAACCAAAGUCUAAAUUACACCGACCUGAUCGGGAUUACUCCCUUUUUAUUGUGAAUUGUGGUUCGUUUAGCUUAACCCCUUAAGGACACAUGACAUGUGUGACAUGUCAUGAUUCCCUUUUAUUCUAGUUUGGUCCUUAAGGGGUUAAUCAUAACGUCAAACCAUAUCUAUAGAACCAGCACCUAUGAAAAACCUGUGUUUAUUCCCCCCCCCUCUCCCAGCAGAAUGAGGGUUUGGAUCCUCUUGCACUAUAGCAAGUUAUGUCUCUAUGAUUUAUGUACUGGUUUCUAUAUGAUGUGGGAAAAAUCCAUAUACAUUAUUCUUUUUUAUGAAUUAUGUCCUAAAAGUGCUCUUUUUAUUUUGUGUGUUUUCUUAUAAACUUACCUAUUUUCCUGUUUACAGGGUGAACUGCCUCUAAAAGCCAUUCGGGUGGUUUCUGAUGAAGCUGAAAAGCAAAAGAAGUCCUUCUUAAUUGAAGGUAAAGAUUAUUGACUGACUGUAAAGUUUAAUUUUGCUGAUGUAGAAUUUUAUUUGUGUAAAUACAGAGGUCACUUUAACUGGUGCCUGUGGGUACCUAAACUCCUUGUAUGCUCUGAUUUAGGGCAAAUGAUACAACGUUGUCACUAUGGCCACUAGCAAGUUAAAUUCCUAGAUCCAUUGCAGGUUAAUUAGCUAAAUGACACAAGAUUGUAACCGUGCUCUACAUCCACAGGAAGGUACAUCAAUACAAUCCGAGUGACCUGCUUCACUCAGUUUGACUUUGAAGAAUGGAUUGAUAACCUGAAACGAGCUCAGCAGCAAAACCGAGACUCGACUCUCUCAGGUUCAAGCAGUUUCGGUGGAUCACACUCUGCACAGCAUGAUCAGGUAUGUACUAUACUUGUUUCAGAUACAGAGUGAAACAAUGUAAUAUCAAGCCAAACAAUCCUUUCAUUCAUUUAAUGGGAGAUACAUUGUACGUUUUAUUUUAUUUACCUUUUAAUAAGCUUGAGAGAUCUUCACAUCAAGGUCCUCAAUCUCCCCCUUACAUGAGUAGAAGAGCCUUGUAGCUUGGCAUAUAUUUUAAAGCAUUACUCCAAGAACCAUGACCACUACAGCUUAUUACAGUAACCUGGCUCUCCCCCUUUGUAAGUGGUUAAACCAUUUUUAGGAAGGUUGACUUCUUGCCUGGCAUCAGCUGGGCCCCACUUGCGGCCUCCACUACAUCGGACAGAGAGCUGGAAGCUCUUUGUUUGAGCUAUGCUGGUGGCAUGGGACUUAACUCAUGAAAAUUGAUUGAAAGCUUCUAAGCAGGAACGUCUGAUUCUCCGGCAGAUGUAGUGGAGUCCAGCAGCAGUGCCAGGCGGCUCCCAUGUAAUUAGUCAAACCACUUUAAAACAGUUUGACUACUUACAAUGGGGGAUGCCAGGGUGUUCAUGGCACCAUUAGCACUACAGAGAGAGACUUGUGUGGAUUUAUGAUAGUUUGGUCAUGGUCUGACCAUUUAUUUAUCUUUAUCAACACAUGCAUAAUACAUCUCAGAGUGUGUAAAUAAAGUGUCCACCCAUUUUAAAAUUCUAACUUUUACCUCCACAGUUGACUGCAAGCUGUAGGAGCUCUUUCAACUCAGAUAGUCGUACAAAAUCCUGGGCAUCCGCAGGAAAGUUGCCCAACUCAAACCGUCAGUCCCACAGCACCACGCACGGCUCAGACUGGCAGUCGUUUGCUAUACUGAAUGAACCGCCUCAGGAUGAUCCACUCUCACCAGGAUAUGCACAACCUGUCCAUGUGAGUACUCAAAUUUGUCAACACCCCUAUACCACUUAAAUUUCGUUCCAAAUAUUUGUUUUAUAUCAGAGUACAAUAAAUUUAUGGUUAAAUGCAUUGGGCGCUUAAAUUUCAAAACUGGCUUUGACCCUUUUUCAAGAAUUAUAUGUACAAUAUAUAGAGUGGUAGGGUUUCCUUUGUCAUCAGAAAUAAAAAAUGUAACAUUCUUCUUAUCUUGCAGUGUAUGGCGAAUUCUCAACGUUCUGGAACAGGAAGUGGAGAGCUACAAAGAGGGGGCAGCAACCGAGGGUCAAAAGGAAGGCCUAACUUAUGUUUGCCCGCACCAUCGGCUCUGCCAGCAAGCUAUGACUUGGAAACCACUGCAUUUGAUUUGAUUCCUGAGACCCCCAGUGAAGAUCUCCUCUCCCCUGUAUACAAGGAGCCAUAUUCAUAUCAAAGAUCCCAAAAUCGGUCAGGAAAUGAAGACAAAGUAAGUUCUUACAUUUUCUAUGACGUUUUUUUUUUAUUUUUACCCUGGACCUUCAGCAUCUUUUAAUUGUGGUUGAAGUUCUAACUUUUGUCAUCCAUUGACUAUAAAAUAUUGUAUGUUGAUAAAAAAAAAAAAACUACUAUUCUAAAAUUAUUUGUCUCUAGGGAAAGUAAAUGUAUACCCGUGGAAAGCAAUUAUAUAUAUAUAUAUCUCUAUCUUGAGUGCUAAAAUGUGGUCUUGUGUCAGACCAAAACCAAGCGUCUCGACACACACUGAGUAAGAUUUAUGUAAACUUGUUCUUAGCCAAGCAUACAGAUCUACACGGCCAACCAACAAAGAACCUCUUUAGAUUUAUUACAGUGGUUACUGACCAAUAAUUUUCUGUUUCCUUGACGAACCUGGUGACUCAUUCUUUAAGUGAAAAAUUAGCUCAGUGACCCAUUCUUAAAAUGUAAUUAACAAUAAUGUUUGCAGUAAUUGUCUGUGAAUGUGUGUAUUGUCUUGGUUGUUUAAGGGAUGCUGUUUAACACCUGUGAAACCCUCUGUUCAGUUAAAUAGAUGGAGCCUCACCGACAGCCAGCCAUCUUCUCCUACUGAUUUAAACAGUCACGUUUUGUCAACGUCUCCAUUGUACGCCGAACCCUACACUCCGACAGUUCCACCAACAAACAGUUUUGUUGAGGAGGUAAGAGAUGCAUUCAUUCAUAAAGAUGUUUUCCUAUUACACAUAACUGUAUAAAUGACAGUGUAAGCUGGGUGUACUGUACAGAUGAACAGUUUCAGUGGGGAUACUUUGAAAAUAUAUUUGGGUAUCAAAGGGUACAUCCAUUGUUCAUUCACCCACACUAUUCUAAUGCUGACUUUUUGCUCUCCUUUUUAAUCUCCUAGAUUUUAAAGAACCUGAACUCAUGUCGAAGUGAGGUCUCACAUUUAAAGACAAAUGGAUCAUUCCAUGGGAAUCAGAACACACACCAAGCCCUGCUCAAGAAAAACUCUCAACCUGUGAAUGGAAGCCACAAGCUUGUGAAAACAGUGGUACAUAGAAACAGUGAUACGUCUGUACAUGGCAAACUUGCCCCAUCUUCACAGCCCUCAUAUUUCAAAAGUGUAAGUUCCCCAUACCCUUGUUGCCUGUUAAUUGUAUAUAAAGUAGAAUAUGGUGCAUUUAACCCCUUAAGGACACAUGACGGAAAUAUUCCGUCAUGAUUCCCUUUUAUUCCAGAGGUUAAUGGGUUAAAAGACACUUCCAUUGCAUGCAGAUGUUCCUGACCCUUAUCCUACACCAGUUCCCCCUCCUCCCUCCGAUUAGUCCAGGAUUUAGGGAUUACCCGGUUUUGUGUAGUCUAAGUGUUUUUGUUUUUUUGUUGUUUUUGUUCCAGAAAUACAUCUUGGACUCAACUGGUCAAUCUCUAAAUUCUGGACAAGGGUUGGAAAGGGCAGCAGGGGGAGGGAACAUGAGGACUUGUUUGUGAACUACUGUUCUACAUGAAAAUAACAUGGUGGCAAAUAGGCAUCUUUUCAGAUACAGAGUAUUUGCAAAAUUAGUAGAAAGUGCAUAGAUAACAUUUUAUUUGGAGAUUCUCUCAUUAUACUUGUGUUCUGUUAAAUUACAGAAAUUUAAUUUUUGAAUGAUAUGAUCUGCAGUAGACUUGUGCACAAAUCCUUUUCACCUGCGAGAAACGAGUACAAUUUCUGUUAAUCUACACCUGAACAAAUUGAUCCGUCGCGUAAAUCCCAGACGGAUCAAUUUGUUCAGACGCAGACUCGCUUGAAUUUUAAUUCGUUUGUUGCAGGUGGUAAAGAUUUGUGCAAAAGUCAGCAAUGUAAUUUGGAUAUUUUUGGUUUUUACAAAGUUACAGAACCUUUUAAAGCAAAUCCAUGUGAUGUAAAGAUUAAAUUCUAUAUCUAUGCAUCGUCAUCUGAUAGAACCACUUUAACCUGCCAUCGGUCUGUACACUACUCAGCAGAUUAUUCUCCUGUAAUAACGCUCCACUAUGUGUAAUGCAUAGGUCAGUUUAAAGUUUCUUUAUUAAUUAUUUUAGUAUUGUUAGGGCUCAAGUAUUUUAUCAAAGACAAAAAAGAAUGGGUUUGCCUAAACCUGGUCUGGAAGUGUUUAAAUCUUUCUAAUUUGUAUAUUAAUAGCACUAAAUAUGUUUUUUUGUUUUUUUUUCCCCAGGUAUCCGCUCUGAAGGAAGAACUUGCCAUGUCUCAUCGCAACACCGAAGGUAAUCUUCCUUUAGUGUAGAUGUAUUAUUAUUAUUAUUAUUAUUAUUAUUAAUUAGAUUCUAACAGUUACCGGAUUUUAAGAGCAUUUGCAAUUCCACGUUUUAAGUUUUAAAUUCAUGCUAAGCAUUGACAAAAUGUCCAUUUAUAUAUGCUUGCUGUAUAUAAAACCCAGCUAUUUGCUGAAAUGUCUUUAAAGGGAAAUUAUUGAACUCCUUACACCAAACAAAUUUAGAUACUUUUUUAUUUAUUUAUUUAUUUUUGCUAGACAGCAACCAAUAUUAGUCACUGUUUUUAGUCUGUUGAUUGUCAUCAUGGAAAAAGCAGGAGUUCAGUUGUCUUUCUGGUCUCCUUCUGUUUUUUUUUUUGGGUUUUUUUUGUGGUUUAUUUAUUUUUUAUUUUUUUUAAAUAAAGUUGAUUUUUUUUUUUUUUGCUGUAUAGUGGAGUGGCAAAUUAAACUAAGCCCCAAGGCAGAAACAAUCUCUGCCCUCAAAUCAGAAGCCCUUCUCCAUCCCUUGCAUAUAUAAAGAAAUGGUACUGCUUGCUGAUAUUGCGUAUAUGUUUACAAGCCCCUUACCUUUGUUGCAUUUUCACCCCUACAGUUGAAGACAUGUUUGAUUUGCCCUCAUCUGGAAGCCUGUAUCCCGAAUCUCUGGAUCACGAUUACGCAGAGCUGCAGAGUUUUCAGAGUGACCGCAGUUAUGACAAUAUUUGGGACUAUGAAGCCAAGGAGAAAGACCUAAAUCAGUUCCCUCCUCCUCCUUACUUGGGUAACAAUCACACUGGAUGGCAGCAGAAAAAGACUGUUCCCAGCAGCUGGUUAUAAGUGGGACCUUUGGUAGAACUAAACAACGUAUCUGGUGCGAAGAAAUGUGAAGCUAAACUGGUUUAUCUCACGGGUGGACGUUUGAGCUGAAAGUACUGUUGCAGAGUAUGACCAAGGCAUAAUUUCUUCCCUGCCAGAUGGGCUGAUUCGAUGAUUACUGCACUGUUCGCUCGGGGUAUAUUUGAAGCAGUCGUUUUAUGACAAAUCAUUGAGAUCUUGCAAUAGUAACUUAUAGUAUAAAUUUCUGCUUAGCGAACAACGGCUACUUCACUCACUCCAGUGAUUACUUUUUUUUUUGGUUAUUGUUUGUAUAUUGCUAAAUAUGAAAGUAUUAAAUUGAUAAAAUACAUCAAUUUCUGUUAUUUAGCCAUGUUGGUGCCAAAGGGUUGCACAGUUCAUUGAAAUGGUUACUACCAUACUGCCAAGCUGACCACGAAUAUUCAAACUGCCUUCUUCACUUUGGUGUUGUAAUUGUGCGUUUGUCUUUAACACCGGAACACAGCAGUUUGGAUUUUAUUUUUUUGUGCAACAUGUGCUUUUUCAUACACUGCCCUGUAUCAUUGCCUGACUCACAGGCGUCGCUCCUAUUUUCCUUGAGUGCUGGUCCUUCUAGGAUGCAACACUCCCUUGUUUUUCUAGAAAAACCACAAUCCCCAAAACAAACACUUCUUUGCCAACAGAAAUACAGCCCUACCUAAUGGCCAAUGACUGCUGUGGAUAUUUGGAGUUGGACUGCAAGUUCUUUUUUUUUCUUUCUUUCUUUUUUCUAUUUUAUAGAUUGUGGUUACUAAAUUGGUUCAAAUCACAGAUCAUUAAUAGGACACAGAGAUGCUCGUUUUAAUUUAGUUUUUAAGUAUACCAACACUUUUAGGGUCACCUACUUCCUGCCUCUAUAACUUCUCAUGUUUACUCCUCCAAUGUUUUGGGGUGUGGCUUUCUUCUUCGAUGAUGUUUGUGAUAGUUUUAUGGUUCUUUUACAUCUGAAAAACGGUUAUUGUAAAAUAUAUUUAAUUAUUUGGUUUAUUAUUUAGGCGUAAAGACCUAAUUUUUUUUUUUUUAUAUAUAUACUGGUUUAAAGGGUCGUAUUGUAAGCCUAUUUAAUAUUCUGUUAAUAUUUAUUAAGAACAUAUUUUGUUUUGCACUGUAAGAACUGUACAGAAUUUUGUAUCAAUUCUAAUUUUUGUAAGAAUUAAG
Messenger RNA from Pelobates cultripes (western spadefoot toad), 29662 nucleotides. The record is from the annotation of a GenBank genome assembly. NCBI's taxonomy places the organism in Eukaryota, Metazoa, Chordata, Amphibia, Anura, Pelobatidae.